This is a messenger RNA of Hyla sarda, 11663 nucleotides long. It is a transcript of the gene TRPC5, whose product is annotated as transient receptor potential cation channel subfamily C member 5. Gene Ontology annotation, biological process: calcium ion transmembrane transport; manganese ion transport; regulation of cytosolic calcium ion concentration. The record is from RefSeq and is a predicted model, not a curated record. Lineage: Eukaryota; Metazoa; Chordata; Amphibia; Anura; Hylidae. The coding region runs from base 411 to 3350 and encodes 979 amino acids. The transcript has 12 exons. Gene Ontology annotation, cellular component: membrane; cation channel complex. Gene Ontology annotation, molecular function: protein binding; store-operated calcium channel activity; inositol 1,4,5 trisphosphate binding.
CAAUGGCGCAAGGGGAAGAAGGAGAUAAACCUUUUGCUGAUUUUUGGGUCAACCAUACAGAAAAACAAAGAGCGGAGCAGGUUUCUAUUGAAUCAAAGAAACCAUGAUGUUGCUGCUGUAUAUAAUCUCCAAAUGGAAAAGAGGUUAUUGGUUCCUUGGAUCGCUGUAGAGAAGGUAUAAGAAGAAAGUGCUGUCAUUAUUACCUAUGGUGUUUAUUUAUUACUGUUGCUUUUCUACAACUAUGGGGAAGUUUGGGAGAGAAUAGGAAUAUGUGUGACUCUUUGGACUUGCUGGGCUUCUUCUACGGUUGACAAGGGGAUGUAUAACAGAAGUGGAUGCAGCGUACACAAGGAGAUCUCUGAUUAUGUAGACCAUAAGUGUCAGCCUAGGUUGUAAUGUCACUAUGAACAAUGGCCCAGCUUUACUACAAAAAGGUGAAUUACUCACCCUACAGAGAUCGGAUUCCACUGCAGAUUGUGCGGGCAGAGGCAGAGUUGUCGCAAGAGGAAAAGGCCUACCUCAUUGCUGUGGAAAAGGGAGACUAUGCCAGUGUCAAGCAUGCCCUGGAGGAAGCCGAAAUCUACUACAACAUCAACAUCAACUGCAUGGAUCCACUUGGAAGAAGUGCUCUUCUCAUAGCCAUAGAGAACGAAAACUUAGAGAUCAUGGAGCUUUUGCUCAGCCACAGUGUCUAUGUAGGAGAUGCUCUUUUGUAUGCAAUAAGGAAGGAAGUGGUGGGAGCUGUGGAGCUACUUCUAAGUUACAGAAGACCAAGUGGAGAAAAGCAGGUACCAACAUUAAUGAUGGAUACACAGUUUUCAGAAUUCACACCAGACAUUACGCCCAUUAUGUUGGCAGCUCACACUAAUAACUAUGAAAUUAUAAAACUUUUAGUCCAAAGAAGGGUGACAAUACCUCGCCCGCACCAGAUACGUUGCAACUGUGUGGAAUGUGUCUCCAGCUCGGAAGUUGACAGCCUCAGACACUCCAGGUCUAGACUAAACAUCUACAAAGCUCUGGCCAGCCCAUCUUUGAUUGCCUUAUCCAGCGAGGACCCUAUACUGACAGCUUUCCGCCUUGGGUGGGAGCUGAAAGAGCUCAGCAAGGUGGAGAAUGAGUUCAAGGCAGAAUAUGAAGAACUAUCUCAGCAAUGUAAGAGGUUCGCCAAGGAUCUGCUUGACCAAGCUAGGAGCUCUCGAGAACUGGAAAUUAUUCUUAACCACAGGGAUGACCAGAGUGAGGAGCUGGAUCCUCAGAAGUGUCAUGACCUGGCAAAGCUGAAGGUAGCAAUAAAGUAUCAUCAGAAAGAGUUUGUGGCACAGCCAAACUGUCAACAGUUACUGGCUACACUGUGGUACGAUGGAUUCCCAGGUUGGCGCCGGAAGCACUGGGCGGUGAAACUGUUGACCUGCAUUACUAUUGGAUUACUUUUUCCUGUGCUUUCUAUGGCCUAUUUGAUCGCACCCAAGAGCAGGCUGGGACUGUUCAUUAAAAAGCCAUUCAUUAAAUUUAUCUGCCACACAGCCUCAUAUCUCACUUUCCUUUUCUUCUUGCUUUUGGCAUCCCAACACAUAGUUAGAACUGACUUGCACAUGCAAGGACCUCCACCCACUGUGGUUGAGUGGAUGAUAUUACCAUGGGUUCUAGGUUUUAUUUGGGGCGAAAUAAAAGAAAUGUGGGAUGGGGGAUUUACUGAAUAUGUUCAUGACUGGUGGAACCUCAUGGAUUUUGCAAUGAAUUCCCUCUACCUUGCAACCAUCUCCCUUAAAAUUGUUGCUUAUGUAAAGUACAACGGCUCACGGCCAAGAGAGGAAUGGGAUAUGUGGCACCCAACGUUAAUUGCCGAAGCACUCUUUGCAAUAUCCAAUAUCCUGAGCUCCCUGCGCCUCAUCUCACUGUUCACAGCAAACUCCCAUCUUGGCCCCCUACAGAUUUCGUUGGGACGGAUGCUGCUGGACAUUCUCAAAUUCCUCUUUAUUUACUGCUUGGUGCUUUUGGCCUUUGCCAAUGGACUGAACCAACUCUACUUUUAUUAUGAGACCAGUGCCUCUGAGGAACCCAACAACUGCAAAGGAAUACGCUGUGAAAAACAAAACAACGCCUUCUCCACCCUUUUUGAGACCCUACAAUCCUUGUUCUGGUCAGUGUUUGGUCUCCUGAACCUGUAUGUCACCAAUGUUAAAGCACGUCAUGAGUUCACAGAAUUUGUUGGUGCCACUAUGUUUGGAACGUACAACGUGAUCUCCUUGGUUGUGUUACUCAAUAUGCUGAUAGCCAUGAUGAACAACUCUUACCAGCUGAUUGCCGAUCAUGCUGACAUUGAAUGGAAGUUCGCAAGGACAAAACUGUGGAUGAGUUACUUUGAUGAGGGCGGGACUCUGCCACCUCCAUUUAAUAUUAUCGCCAGCCCAAAAUCUAUCUGGUAUCUGAUCAAGUGGAUCCAUUAUCAGCUGUGCCCAGGAAAACGUGAAGAAGAGUUCGAGAAACAACAUGAAAACCUAAAGAGUUUCACUGAGCGGCAUGCUGACAACCUGAUUCAAAAUCAGCAUUACCAGGAGGUGAUCAGAAAUCUGGUCAAACGAUAUGUUGCAGCAAUGAUAAGGAAUUCAAAAACAAAUGAAGGGUUAACAGAAGAAAACUUCAAGGAAUUAAAACAAGAUAUCUCCAGCUUCCGUUAUGAAGUGCUCGAUCUCCUGGGAAACAGGAAGCCUCCAAGGAGAAGCUAUUCCACCAGCAGCACAGAGGUUUCACAAAAAGAGGAAGGGCCAGAAGAACGUCCCAAGGCAAAAAGUGUAUCCUUCAAUGUAGCCGACAAAAAAAAAGACUUCAACGUCUCGGCUCUCUUUAAAACAAUGUCUGGGAUUGAGAUCAUGGAUGAUGCUCCCAAAAGUAAUGGCAUUAGUAAGCGCUCCUUUAUUCGAAAUGGCAACAAACUGCAGAGGCUUUCAAGUUCCAAGAAAGAGUCCUUCAAAAGACUAGGCUUACUCUUUUCUAAGAUGAACGGACACGUGCCAGAGCCUGCUAGCAAACCAGUAUACACCAUCUCCGAUGGUGUCAUCCAGCCGCAAUACAUGUGGCAGGAAGGAAAACAAACUGACCAAGAGCCAGAAUGCUCUAAAAGUGAAAUUAACCUCAAUGAGGUGAGUCAAGAUGGGGGCACUGGUGUACUAAGUCAGGAUCACACUCCUAUUCAUACCAGCUCCCUACACUGUGCUUCCAACCUCUGCUCUUCUAAUGCCAAGUUGAUAGACUCAACAGAAGACGUGUUUGACUCAUGGGGCGAAGCAUGUGAUCUGCUCAUCAACAAGUGGAAAGACGGGCAGGAGGAGCAGGUCACAACAAGACUAUAAGAUAACUACAUAGGACUGCUGUAAAAUUUAGCAACUAUAGAUUUGUAACAAUUUUCUUUUACAGAGUAUUAAAUAAGGUAGGAAUCCCUUCCCGUUCACUUAGAUGAGUGUGGAAGUCCAUUAACAGCGAUCUAUUUUGCAAUAUUUUUUUACCAUUUUUGUUUGCUUUUUAUAUCAAUGCUACUAAGCUGUGUCUAAGCUUUCUUGUUAGUCUUUCAGCAUCAGCAGGGCUUUCUGACUAUCGAGAAACACUAAUGGGGAAUGCAGAAUAUGUGUAGCAAAUGGAGCUGCACUAUAUCAUAACAGCUUGCCCACUGAUAUACGUCUCCUGAUAUUUAGCCAAAAUUCUCUUUUUCUGAUGCAUCGUUUCAAAUUUUGUAUUGUGAUUUCCACCAGCAGCAUGUGGAUUUUGACAUGUUUGCACAAAAAAAAAAAAAAAAAUGUAUAUCAAGCUGGCUACAGGGAAUAGCUUAUUCUUAAGGGUUGUUAACCUUUCACCCUCCUAUCCCAGCACUUUAGGACUAAAUUUGAUAACGACUAUAAAUAAAAUGGCCACUGUACAAACAAUGUAUUCCUAUAAUUUAUCACUCUGCAGUAUCCCGUAGACAGAAGCUGUGGAGUCAUGCAACAUGGCAGGAACGUAUCGGCAAUAGAAGGGCCAUGGAGGGAGAGCCGCUGAUAUAUAGAAGUUUAUGUAUGUCAGAACAUUGUCUAUUCCCAUUGGACUUAAAUCAACUUUUCAUUCAUAUUGUAGAUCCAUUUCUCAUGGAGAUAAGUGCCCACCAACAUCCCAAUCCUAUAGUGUUUUUAACUCAGCUGAUUUGUUGGUCUUUGAUGGAUUUAAAUGGUGUAUUGCUUUGACUGGCAUAUGUUUCCAAUGUUAACUUGAGAACUCAGGAACACUGUUUCUAUGGUUUAGAAAACAUUACUAUGUUGUUAAGCAUCAUGUCCAUUCUACUAUUGCAGUCCAUUUUACAGAAGAACAAUGAAGUACAGUAGCGCUUAUAGGGAAUAAACUUGGGUUAUAUUUCUGCUAGCGACCAGCCAUUGUCCACAUAUCUUCUAGUGCUGAACCACUUUUUGCAAUUGUUAAACACAUGUGGCCCUUUUUAAAACCAUAUAAUAUGUAUUUUUAUGGGAGUUUAUUUACAUGGAGCUAGGAAUAUAAAGAUGAAAAUAUUAAAAUGUGUUCCGUUUAUAAAUGAAAUAAUAAUAAUGCUUUUCCUUCUCCGUAGAAAAUAUCUACUUUAUAGAACUCAAUUGUAAACAUGUAGUCAGAACGAAACCUUGAGAAUUCUUGAGAUGAUUCUUGGCUUCAUAUAAAACAUUUCCGUAUAACUCUUAUUAUGGAAUCCAAUAAUAUAUUCACGGGAGAAAAAUGGUUGGUAAAGAAAUGGAUCGUAAUAAUAAUAAUGGCUUUGCACAGUACAAUUUUCUUAGCAGAAAUUUCAAACUAACUUAAUUCUAAUUUACUAUUGAUAUGUUAGGUGUUUAUUUUGGUUAUUUGCUAAUGGUAAAACCAAGAGUAUCCAAUCCCCAUGUAUGGUCCACAUAUAGUAAAUAUAAAAGGUGUACUCCGCCCCUAAACAUCUUAUCCCCUAUCCAAAGGAUGUCUGAUCACGGGGAUCCCGCGCGAUCUCGGCUGUGGCACCCAAGACAUCCGAUGCACGUGCCGGAUGACUGGUGAUGUGGGGCGGAGGCUCGUGACAUCACGGUCAAUGCCCUGCUUGUGAUGUCACAGCCAUGCCCCUUCAAUGCAAGUCUAUGGGAGGGGGUGUGACGGCCAUCUGAUUGCGGGGGUCCCCAGCAGCGGGACCCCCGCGAUCAGACAUCUUAUGCCCUAUACUUUGGUUAGGGGUAAGAUGUCUAUGGGCGGAGUAUCCCUUUAAGCAUCCUAAUAACUAGCUUGACCUAACAUCAGUAGUAUCCAUGCCUUAUUUACCAACACAUUAAACUAGGUAAAAAGUAGAAGAAACGUCCUUCUGAAGGUCUACUUAAAAAGUAAGGAUCAAGGAGAACACUGGGAAUCACUAAAUAAUCUAAAGUCAGCGAUUAUGCAAUCCUAAUCACUCUCUACUCUUUCAGUAAGAUUACCCAGCAAGGCCUAAGACCCAACACCCGCUCAGGGGCUCUUAUAGCUAUUUCAGGGGAACUAGCUUAAAUGAUCUCUCAAUAUAUUCUUGGUUAGUAUUUCAGUAAGUAUUUGUACUUCUUCUAGUUGUUCACACAUAUUAAAUUGUACUAUAAAAAGCGACGACACUUUGCACUAUACAAAAAUGUCAUUAUAACUUAAUUUAUUGUGCAUCCAUUCAAUAUGGUUUUAAGAAGCAGGAGGAGCAGCUCCUACAAAAUUGUUUGUAAUCUAAGCAUUAUGACUUGUUCUAAAAAAUGUAUUCAAACUAAACCAUAAAGCACAAGGUCUGGUGAAUUAUAUAUGCAUUUAGUGGUCGUGUAGAUAAGGCAGACUGCUAUGGAACAUAAGUGAUACAUUCAGUAGGUCAAUAGAGCACAUGAGGGAAUGACGGCUUGGGCUAUUACUUUGCUGUGGCUGGUGUAUCUUAUCUAUGUGCGGGAAACAUUCUUGGUUAAUUCUAAUCUUGAGUAAAUUAAGCAAAAUUUCAAAUUUUUUGUAACACUAUUAUAGCUAAUUGAAGAAUCUUCUACAAACCAGUUCCUGCUUUCUUCUAAAAUGUCUAUUAGUUAUUAGUAUUCUUUAGUCACCUUAUAUAACUCAAAGUGACUGAGCAUAUAGUGCAAAUUUAAAGUUACCCUCCUCCAAAAAAAAUUGGAAAAGGGAAGCAAUCUACCUACAAAGUUAUAUUUGCCUGGUGCCUGGCAUUGCAGAGAUCCAUUGGGGUCCUUCAUGAUGGCUCCAUGUCCAAACCUUUACAGUAAUGUAAAUAAAUGGGCAAAAAAUCUUAAUUUUGUCUCCGGCACUGUGAAGCCCGUUAUUUUAGGAUCAAGAAUAGCCAGGGAAAAAAUUGUGCUUGCACUGUCUUUUUCUCCAGCAAUUCUCUCUCCAUAAAUAACGGCGUUCGAUGGACCCCACUGACUAUAAUGGGGUCCAUCGGACCCGUUAUUGGCCAUUAAGACCCGUCAAAAUUAUGACCGCCAAACUGAAAAAAAUUUUAAUAAAAAGGGAGUUUGACGGCUGUAUUUGACGAGGCAUACCGGCAGUGUGAAAGGGGCCUUACACUGAAAAUUGUUGGCAGAAUUAAAAUUAAGUAGGAUCGGUAGUAAAUAGUUUUAAAUCUAUGGCAAGUUGCUAUAAAAUUCUCUGUAUCUUUUAUAUUAAUAUUUUUCUAGAUAUAAGGGAAACCUCUCAUAGAAUGCUCUGGAGUGGACAUCACCUUUUUAGGGGUAAUGCAAUAAUUACAGCUGAAAUUGUUUAAAGGGGAAAUUAACUAAUGUUUAAAGACGUUAUCCUGGGUUGCAAAAAGGGGCCCUAAAGAUAUAAAAUAACAAACCAAAAAGUUAUUCAUCUCCGAUCCCGUGUUGUCCAGGCUCUGGUCUGUACCCUGGUCUUCCUUUUGGAAUAGGACCGCUCCAGCCAAUCAGCGGCCUAAGCGGUCAUGUGCCAUACUCAUCACACAGUGAUGGAAGCCAUGAAUCUAGGAGUACAGCAAGUGACCACUGGUUGGCUGCAACAUUCACGUGCCGUCCGUUACACACUAAGUGUCACAACCAGAGCCUAAAACAGGACAUCAAUGCAGGAUUAGAAGAGUGAGUAAAUAUUGGUUUGUUAUAUCUCACUUGACUUUUUCUACAAUCUGGAUGAUCCCUUUCAACAGCAUUUUACAUACACGGUAUGCUCCUAGUAAUUCCCAAUGUCAAAUUUGCACAUACAUUUGUUUGAUUUUCCUCUUUUCAUUUCCCAUUAUUUUAACAAAUAUUUACUGAAAUGUUGCUCAAUAUUACUAUUGUUUGGGCACCUAAAUGACCAUUAACUUAAAUUUCGCCAUCAAUCAAUCUUACUCUCAUAUAUACUGUAUAUAGCAGUUGCAAGAGAGAUACAAAUACUGUAAGUCUUAUAUAUCUGCAUGUCUAUGUCAGUUACACAGUAGCAGUGCAGUAGGUGUCAUGUCAUAAGUAGUCUCAAGAGCAAAAUAAUGAUUUAUGUCCAUAUCAGUAACUACAUACAUAGUUACAUCAGCAUAGUAUACAUUAGUAGAGGGUGUAUAUUCUACUGCCUGCACUAGCAACAUCCUCUGACCAGGUCACACUACAUAGAACCUGUUUGUAGCCCAUAACCAUAGAGACACUUAGGUCUACACAAGACCUGCAGAUAAAUACAAAGUUGGUUAUUUUUAAUUAAAGGGGUUAUGUGGCCAGAAGGGAGAGGGGGCUUGGAUUAGACCUAUGCCCAGUGUGUGUUAUACAAACAAAAAAAAUAAACCUGUACUCACCUCCAGUGUUCCCAUGGUGCCUCUGGUGUCCUACUCAAUUCCCUGGGUGAAAUCCUCUUUAUGAGCUGCAGCAUAACACCUGGGCCCAGGAAGCACUCAGGCCCAAUGUGUCAUACAAUGUGCCAUGCUGGCCCCAGUGCUUUCUUGGCCCAGGGUCAUGCUGCAGCUCAGGAAGAGGAUUACACUGGGGGACGAGAGCAAGACACCAGAGGUACUACUCGAGUACUUGAGGUGAGUAAUGGUUUAUUAUAAUUUUUUCUGACACACACACACUAGACAUAGUUCUAAAAAUGAAUUACAGAAUGAAUAAAAACUGUUGCAAAGGUCUUUAAAAGGCUAUAACCUUAAUUUUUUUAUAUGGGCCAAGCAGGUCAAAAACAAAAGAGAAAACAUAGCUCAUCUGCUUGAUCCCCCACUGCUGCCACUCCAACCCUCAGAAAAUGCCCUCUCUACAAACCCCUUUCUGCAGUAGUGACUUAUCAAUUCUGAUGGCUGAUCAAUUCUUAAAUGAUAUUCUUAAGUAAACACUGCACAACCCAUUUAACUGUGCAUCAAAAAGAGACCAAAUAAAUUAUAUAUAUAUAUAAAUUUAAAAAAUUCCAGUGCCUGUCUAGUACUGUGAACACAGAGCAUCCGAAACUAUGGCACUGAGUGGCCUAUUAGGGUUUCCAUUUAUAAUGUACAAAACAUGUUUCAAAACUUUUUUUUUAAACCUGCACGGUUUUGUUAAAUUAACCGUGUGUUUUUGGAAGGCUCUCACUGCUGGUAUUUGGCCUCUGAGAGUUCCCUCCAUGGUGCACAGAUAUUUCUCAUUCUCUCCAUUCCAGAGGAUGGGACCAGAAUUGGACUGUUUGCCAGCAGAACUAACAAAGGAAAUUCCUUUCCCUUGUUUGUCUGGCCAAUCAUAGCACUGUACAUCACCCACUCCAUACUGAUAUGCCAUUGUUCUGGUGAAAAGGCACUGGACUGAACAGACUUCCACUCUACUGGGGACUGCUUUACAGAACAGCUGACUGUACUAGGUUUGCAGGGUGCAAUGUGAGCAGAAAGGUAAGAAACAGCAGCAGAAUAGCAAGUAAAGGGUUACACUAAACACUGAACACAGGCUGCUAACAUGUGAGGCUGCUAACUUGAUUUAUGUUUCAGGAACAUUGCAGAUUCUCUAGAGAAUGGAAAAAAUCUGAACUUGCAUGUGACCUGCCCAGGGUCUCUUUCUACUCCCCUCUUCUGCACAUAGGAAAUGCUUAGCCCAGCUCCUACUUUCUGUAAUCUGUCGAUUUCUCCUAACAACAGACAGUGAACAGUAUUGUAUACAGUAUUGGCCAUGAUUUUAAUGGUAUGGAGUCAUUUCUGAAAAAAAAUAAUCUACAGAUAUAUUAGGAAGCAUAUAGGAUGCCAAAUGGAGGGAAGUUCUUUGAAACAACAAUGAUCAUUUAAACAACUUGAAAUGCCCAAAAUUGUAGAAAUUCUGUUGAAUUUGUAGAAAUUCAAAUCAGCUCAAAUGAAAUAAUAACAGGGAGCCCCGAACCAUAAAGGAGCCUCAAUUUCUAAUGUUUCCAAAUUUUCCUAGAUGUUUACACAGUAAAUGUCAAUAAAAAAAUUGUAAACCUUAUAUAAAGGGGAGGCUAUUAUACAGGAAUGCAGCCAGUACAGUAAUCCUGUACUCCAAUCCUUAAAAUAAAGGGGCUUCAUCAUAGUUUUUCUUUGCAACAUGGUGCUCCCGGAAACUUAAUGUACACGGAACUGCAGAUUCACAUGGUCCCCAAUUCCCAUUUACAAAUGAUGUUAUCUUUACACACAUAAGACAUAUCAUCAAUAAAGUCCAGUACUGUCUGUGAAUCAACCUUUGCAGCAAACGUGGAUAAUAUGGAGUUGACGUCAGCUGAACCUUUGAGGCCUUGUUAUUCAAGGGGCCCAUUAUUGUGUCAGAGAAAAGGCCUACAAGAACAUACUUUUGUACUCUAAUGGGCCACUAUGAUACUUCCCAUAGGCAGCAAUAGGGAAGGGUAAAGCGUGCCUUUCUGUAAACAGGAACAAAGACUGUUGGACAUUUUUUCCUUUAAGGCAGAAUGUACAGGGUUAAUUAUUUGCACAGUACAGAAUGUUGAUCCAUAAAUCUGUUCUGGUACCAGUGAGAAUUUUUUUAAAGCUUAAGGCCAGUCUCACUUGGCUUUCAUAUUAACAUGCAUAUUAUGUGCACCCAAACAAGCCCCCACCGUCCUGCUAUAGUGCAGAUUUAAAGUGUUGUCACCAUAUUAUGGCUGAACGAAUUUAGCCUUAAAGGGGUACUCUGCUGCUCAGCGUUUGGAACAAACUGUUCAGAACGCUGAAGCCGGCGUCAGGAGCUCGUGACGUCAUAGCCUCAUGACGGCUGUCACACCCCCUCCCAUAAACUUGCAUUGAGGGGGGCGGGGCUACAAUGUCACGAGCUACCGACACCGGCUCCAGCGUUUGAAACAGUUUGUUCCAAAUGCUGAGCAGUGGAGUAUCCCUUUAAGGGCCUUUCAAUUGUUAGCUAAUCGCUGGGAUCCUGUGACACCAAAUAUCAUCAUUAGUCGGCCAUACAUCUCUCUUUGUAAAAAGGGGAUAUGCGGCCAACAAUGAUGUAAGUGAAAGGCUGACAAACAAUACACGAUCAUUACUGUGGCACUGCACUGACAAUACUAGUGCAGCACUGCCUCUGGCUGGUAGUGCGGGUGACGCCGAUUUAAAAUGAUGCCUACAAUCCCCGUAUCCGUUCCUGCGUUCACCCAUUAUCUUGUUUUUUAAAUAUGCUAAUGAGGAACAAUUGGCAAGAGCGGGGUUACGAGCCAAGCCUGGGGCACUGUGACGUCAACGGCUAAUGAGUAUUCAUUCCCUUCCUCCGCCACUCCCCCGCUCUGUAAGCGCUUCUACUGCACAUGUACUCCCGGAAGCGGCCUUAGCGCAGCUUCAUUACAGUGGCGGCUAUCUUUGAGUGUGUAUCCAGGCAGAGGCACAUACGCAGUACAAGCGCUUACAGAGCGGGGAGGUGGGGGAGAGGUGGAGGGAGGAAAUGAAUAUUCAUUAGCCGUCAGUGCCCAAGCUUAGCUCUUAACCUCACCCUUGCCAUGUGUGCCUCAUUAGCAUAAUUAGAAAAAUGGUAGGCAUAAUUUUAAUCAGCAUCACCUGCCAGUAAGCCUUGUUAGUGCGGGUGACUUUGCUGACAGUUUUCCUUUAAGGCAAACUGAUUUGUGCCGCUGUGUCAGGUGGGGUUGGUAACUGGGAAGUGUGUAUGUUUUCAGGUUUUGUUAAAAGUUCUUAAAGUGGUUGUCUGGGGAUAAAAAAAAAAAAAAAAGCAUCAUAAAGGGUAAAAAAAAAAAAAAAGUCUGCAACUUCUUUCUUGUUCCUGGGACCUGGAGCAUCAAAGUGAGUGGCAGGGAAGGCCAGUAUGACUUAUUUUUUAUUUAUACAGCACCCCAGCCAUACAUACAUUGUUUUAUCCCUCCAACAACCUUUAAACACACUAUUUUGGGGGGGGGGGGGGGGCUAAAACUGCAUCAUAAACAUGCAGAGUAGGAUCUGGAAUCCUGACAUAGCAAGCAGAUGUUUAAGCAUACAUAUAAGGUCACGUCUCCCAGCUCAGAUCACACCUUUGAGCGGUGCCAUGAAAACAUGAAAUGAUGCGAGUUCUCAAUGUGAUGAACAUUCACACACCUGGGAGCUGCGGUGUGAUACUUAGACAAACAGAUUCAUUAGAAGUGCUACUUCCCUGCAUAGAAAACAGUAUAAUGAAAUGUUGUCAGUAACACAUUAGGAGAGAUCACACCCGCUAAUAUGUACUGAAUGGCAAUUGCAUUGUUUAAAGGGGUACUCCACUAGAAAACAUAGUGUUUUUGUUUGUUUUUUUAAAUCAACUGGUGCCAGAAAGUUAAACAGAUUUGUAAAU